This is a messenger RNA of Thrips palmi, 2370 nucleotides long. RefSeq lists its product as uncharacterized. The record is from RefSeq and is a predicted model, not a curated record. Lineage: Eukaryota; Metazoa; Arthropoda; Insecta; Thysanoptera; Thripidae.
CGUCGAGGCCGAGCACCAGAAGCGCGCCAAGGACGCGUUCAGGAAGUACGGCGACGCGCUGCAGCGCAACGGCCACCUCGCUCCGCAGAGGAUACAACCCAUCCUGGACGCCGAGAUGAAGGAGGUGAGCGAGCUGCACCUGAGACACGUCAUCAGCUUCGGAGACCUCCGCCUGUGCCUCAACAUGCACGCCGAGAGGGACUGCCGCAAGUUCGGGGAGGCGCUGGACAGGAGUCGGCGUGCGCACAGGGAGCGGUGCCAGCGCGUCGCCGUCAGCGGCCUGCAGAAAGCGGUCAACAAAUCCAACGACGAGCAUAUAAGCUCAACACUGAUGGGCAGAGAGUCUUUGCUGGACUUUUGUGCAAGGAUGGAACAGGUCAAGACUAGCCUCGUACUCACAGACACUUAUCCAUUCUCAUCCGAUAUGAGCAGAUGGGAAGUUGGUGUGAAGAAUAGCCUACAGAAUCUUGAUGUUUGUGCAGAGAAAAUAUGCAGCGCUCUUAAAGUGGCUCUUACACAGACGCAGCAGAACAGUGUGGAUGAAAUAGAAAGACUAAAGGAGUUUCUCAUUGCCAGUGAUCUUUGCUCGAAAGAGAAUUUUGAAACUCUGUAUAACAAUGUCUGCUUGCCUUUGCUCAAAAGUACACAAAAAAAAUAUAAUGAUCCUGCUGUUUUUUGGAAAGAAUGGAAGCAGAUAUUUGCAAGGGUUGUCUCUCAAAUUGAUUUGCUGACCUGCUUCCUGAAAGACGCAAGAGAUCUUUGGGAAAACUAUUGCCAGCAUCAGGAGAGUGGAAGGGAGCAAAUACGUUUAAGUCUUCAAAAGAAAAUACAAGACAGAGGAAAACACGUUGAAGCAAAAGAACGCAGAAUCACCACUAUCAUGGAGUCAUCCUGCCAGGAAACGAAAAAGAGAGUGGUAGAAGAUAAUGUAACCAGAAUAUUUCGCAUUUUAGAUGAGGUGAAAGUGAGCUAUGAAACUAUGCACAAGCAAGAAAGAGAGAUUAUAGAGGGAUAUGCUUCAUCCAUUCCACAUGAAGUAGAGUCUUUGAACUCAUUAACACGACUCUUCUCAGAAAAACAUAAUAGGUGUAUCAAGCAUUAUAAGAAUUCUAAUAAUAACCACACAGUAGAAGUUUUACACAAAAGUCAGGAACUAUUAGUCCAUAUUGACCAGGAAGAGACCAGAUGGCAUGAUAUUAUAGAGUCAUUCUUAGCAAAGCAGUGUGAAAAUGGAGUUCAAGAGUCAGGGCAAAACUGGAUAAAACAGCAGGUGGAAAAAUUACAGGAGGAGCACGAUUGCAUUGCUGAGUCCCAUAAGCUUAGGUACAAUCAAAUUCAAUCCCAAGUUCAGUUUGCUAGACUAGCUGAAAUCAGUGAACAUGACAAAAUAUUUAACAGUCACAAAGAGGUGAUUAUGAGUGUUUCAAUAAAUGUUCAAAAGGAGCUGGAGAGCGCAUUUGCCAAGAUGUUUCAGAUCUUCCAAGGCCUCAGUUCCCAAAUGAAGUCCCUCAAAGAAAAUGGUUUGAAUGAUUCAUCUAUACAAUCAGUUAAAACCACCGUUUACCAGGUACAAAAGUGCUAUGAAGAAUGUAAGGAGUCAGUGCAAUGCCUAAAUGAUGAGUUUCACACAUCUGUGAUGCAGCAAAUGCAGAAAAUGAAGAACAACAACCAAAUCUUUGCUGAAUCUUUGAAGCAAUUUUCAGAUGGGGGCAACUAUGCAGAAUCAGAAGUUAAAACCAUAAAAUCUGAAAUCAAAACCCUAGAAUUAGAUGUUGAAGCAAAUGUAAUAAAGAUGGGCUUGUCACUCAAACAAAAGGGCAAAGAAUGCUGCACAGAAGCCUUGAAACACUUAAAAAUCUGCUUAAGGGAUUUGCAGGUUUAUUUAGAUAAUCUUACUUUUACUGAGUGUAUCAGUUCUAUUAUUGAAAAAACACAAGCACAGUUAAAUAAACAUGUGCUAGCACUAAAAUUUGGAGGAAAACUCCUAUUUGAACAAACAAACAAAUUGGUAGAAAGUUGUGUUCAAAGAGACAUAGCUGAUGUCAAGAACGAAUGGAGGUGUGUUACAGAGACAAUUUCAAAAAGACAGAAAUGGCUUCUGGACAAUCAAGUGAGUGAUAAGGGACAUAAAAUACAGUUCCAUUAAGAUCUACAGCCUUAGUAGACUACGGAGAAAGCAAUGCUUUUUUACCAAUUAUAUACAACCUUCUUAUGGAGUCACAACGCCAAAUUAAAGUAGCAGUUGAGGAUUUUCACCAUAGAAAGGAUUGUCAAAAGUUCUUGAAUUCAAAUGUCUUGCAAGACGAAGUUGCUGUGUACAUGUCCGAGAUUGGCUCCAAAUAUAAGGCAUAUCAGGAGCAAUGCAUAGAG